Molecule: messenger RNA, 442 nt
Organism: Oryzias melastigma (Indian medaka)
Lineage: Eukaryota; Metazoa; Chordata; Actinopteri; Beloniformes; Adrianichthyidae
Product: serine protease inhibitor Kazal-type 1
Exons: 4
Coding region: 74-376 (100 amino acids)
Molecular function (GO): protein binding; serine-type endopeptidase inhibitor activity
Source: RefSeq, a predicted model, not a curated record
GCCUAACCCAGUCCAGCAGGUUGUGGCUGGAUGAUAAGAUACAGUGUGAAACAAACAUCUGUUGAGAAUAGGAAUGAUGAAGUCCACUGUGCUGCUCCUCUCUCUGCUGCUGCUGGCCUUCUCUGCUCUGUGUCAGGAGGACCACGCAGAUUUGUCUGAAACUCCUAAGACGGAUCCUGCACCCCCCAAUCCAGAUGUCCCGGCUGAACGCUCAGAGCCUCAGUGUGUCAACAUGAAUAACGUCUGCACCAAAGAGUACAAGCCCGUCUGUGGAAGUGAUGGAGUCACGUACAGCACUGAGUGUGUCCUCUGCCAGCACAACAGGGAAAAGACGGCUAACGUGAAGGUGGUGAGGAAAGGACCCUGCUCCUCCUAACUCUGCUUCACCUGAGUUUAAGCAUGCUGCUACACCUGUCUGAACAAUAAAGUUAAACAUUCUGCA